AUGACGAAGGCUGUUGAAAAUGUGGUCGCACAAUUUAAGGAAAAGUUUGGUAGAUAUCCUAAAACAGCUCAGUUCGACGAUGGAAUGGAAUUCUACAAUGUAGGAGUAAAGACGUUGCUAAAGGAUCAUGAUGUUCACUACUUUUCCACAAGGACCUUCCGGAAAGCUGCACUUGUCGAAAGAUUCAAUAGGACUCUGAAAACAAGGAUUUGGAAAUACUUUACGGAAAACAGGACGAAAGUUUGGGUGGACAUCUUACCUGCUCUCGUUAGAUCCUAUAAUAAUUCCACACACAGAACAAUAGGAAUGAAACCAGCGGAUGUGAAUGAGGAAGUUUGGACAAGAAUCUACGGAUAUCCACUAAGCAGUUUUCCGGAUCCUAAAUUUAAGGUUGGGGAUCAUGUCAGGGUGGAAAUAAAGCAAAAGACCUUUGAAAAGGGAUACGAACCAAUUUUGACAACGAAGUAUACGUCGUUACAUCGGUGUUCUGGGGAGAUCCCAACAUGUACAGCCUUAAGGAUCCGGAGGAUGGGGAGGAUAUUUUGGGGAGGUAUUAUGAACAAGAAUUAUCUUUAG
This is a messenger RNA of Paramuricea clavata, 576 nucleotides long. The record is from the annotation of a GenBank genome assembly. NCBI's taxonomy places the organism in Eukaryota, Metazoa, Cnidaria, Anthozoa, Malacalcyonacea, Plexauridae.